AUGCAACAAUUUUUUUUUUUUUUCUUUCUGCAGUUUUUUUUCUUUUUUUUCUUUUCUUUCUUUUUUUUCUUGAUUUUUUUUAUUUUUCUUCUUCUAUUCAUUUUUUUUAAUACUUUUUUUUUUUUCUUUCAUUCUCUUUCUUUCUUUCUUUUUUAUUUUCUUUUUUUUAAUGAAUUUUUUUUUUUUUUUUUCUUUUUAUUUCUUUCUUUCUUUUCUUUUUUUUCUUUUUAUUUUUUAUGUCAAUUUUCUAUUUUAGUCAAAAUUAAUUUUUUUUCUGAUUUUUUCUUUCUUUCUCUUAUUUCUUUCUAUAUAUUCUUUUUUUUUCUUUUUUAUCCCCUUUCAUUCUUUUUUCUCAUUUUCUUUCUUUUUUCUUUCUUUCUUUCUUUCUUCUUUCUUUCUUUCUUUCUUUCUUUCUUUCUUUCUUUCUUUCUUUUAUGUUCCUCUUCUUUUAUUUUAGUCCCUUUAAUUCUUUUUUCUGAUUUUCUUUCUUUUUUCAUUCUUUCUUUCGUUCUUUCUUUCUUUUAUCAUAUAAUUUUUUUCCCUUUCUUUUUUCUCUCUGGAGGUCUUUCUUUCUUUUAUGCCCCUCUUCUUUUCUUUGCCUUCCUAUAA
Molecule: messenger RNA, 609 nt
Organism: Acanthosepion pharaonis
Lineage: Eukaryota; Metazoa; Mollusca; Cephalopoda; Sepiida; Sepiidae
Source: the annotation of a GenBank genome assembly